UAAGUCUUUCCGGCUUUAUAUUUGAAAAUAAAUAGAAAUUCCUACUUUCGAUCUAGUAAUCUAAUUAAUAAAACGCAAGCACAUUUUCGGUUUGCUUGCUCAACUAUACUUACAAAAUUAAUUGUGCGCGUGUAAAUGUAAAAGUUAUCCAAAUUUUCUGUGAAAACUCUAUGGCACAGAUUACGACUGAUAAAAGGUCAACGCAAAUGAUGCGUCCACAUACGACAGCAGCUAGUGUCGCAUCUGCCACAUCCUCUGCCACAAAGGAGAACACGGCCAGGAAUCAUGCGGCCCAGGCCCGUGGCAAGGGAAUUGAGAUAUUAGACUUUCAUGAGUCCUGGUUAGAGGAGGUGGAACUCUAUAAGGACAAGUUAGUGACGUGCAAGCAGCUGUCACAUCACAAUCACCAAUCGUCACAUCCAUCGUCGCACCAAUCAUCACAUCAUAACAACUAUAACGCUUUCGCCCCAACCCGUCUGUCUCCCCACAUGCGAACUGUAGGUGGUCAUACCUCGUCGGUGGCCACUGCGAAUCAAGCAGCAGCAGCAGCCGCAGCUGUCACAGUUGCUGCAACAGCAACAACAGCUGUUGCAACCAAAUUGCUUAAAGGACAAAUGCAGAAAACAUCGCAACUGUCGCACAGGCGAUCAAAGCUUACGGACGCUUCGUCUGCUUCCGUUGCCAGCUCAGUGCCCGCCAAAUCGUUACCGGCCCGCAUCCUACCCAAGUUGAACACGGUACCAGCUCCUGUUGUUGGGGUGCUCCAAUCAGAGCCGUACAAGAAGGUUCAGAUGCUUUUGAAGCGUGCUCGGGAGGAUGCACUUGCGAAGAACGCAACGAACGCCAGUGGCAACAGCAACAUCUGCAAGCGGAGCAAUAACAAUUCAGCUUGUCCCAGUCCGCCCCGGGGAGGAUUAGCCCAUAGUUCAAGUGCCUCGACAAUUAAGGCGGCCAGUAAGAUUGUUGUGAACACGUUCCAUGGCAGCAGCAUGUUAAAUGGUCAGCAGCAUGACGAAAAAAGCAAAAUACUCACCCAAAACGGUCUAACCAAAUCGGCCGCCUCGGCUCUGGAGACAUCGCUUUAUGCAUCGCUCUAUGCUCAGCCAUCACAGAUGCCAUUCCAAUGCUUGAACUCACGUACUACAGCCGGUGAGCAUUCUGGCAACUACAUGGGCGUCUCCUUGAAUAAGUGCGUUAGCAUCAACCAUGAAGGACGUCAGAACGAUGAUGAUCCCUGUGGUGCAAUUGAUGAAAUUACCAGUUAUGAUGAUUCGGAUUCGGAUGAGGACUAUGUGGGCACACCGUUCUACCUGGAGGACGAUAACGAUGAAACUAGCCAGAGUCGUCAUAUUCGCUUAAAAUUGGAAAAGGGGCCAUCUAAGACAUCGGUGGCAACAACAAAUACCACAGAUUCAGAAGUAUCGGUAUAUUUUAAACCAGAUGCAAUAUUAUCACCCAGUCUAUUUCCAAAUGUGCCGCCCUAUUUAAAUUUUACAUCGCAUGCUGACAAGGGUCCACCAAUGCCGGCUGCACUCCAUCGUGUGCUUAAAUGGAAGCUCAGUCCUGUUAUGCCAAAGAUUGUAAAGCGCGUGGUACUCAAUUCUGGAUUCCGCAUUAUCAAAAACACCACAGACUGGAUGGCCGUGUGGGAGAAGCAUAUGAAAAGCCCGGGUUUUCGUACAAUACGUUCGCAUCAGAAAUAUAACCAUAUGCCCGGCUCAUUUCGUAUUGGUCGUAAGGAUACAAUGUGGCGCAGCAUUGCAAACAAUAUGAAGAAAUUCGGUAAAAAGGAAUUUGGAAUUAUGCAGAAAUCGUAUAUAAUGCCUGAUGAUCUAGAACAUCUGCGACAAGUAUGGCCAAAGAAUGCUUCUAAGCUCACCAAAUGGAUAGUGAAGCCGCCAGCGAGUGCACGCGGCACUGGCAUACGGAUUGUGAACAAAUGGAGCCAAUUUCCCAAAGAUCGUCCCUUGGUAGUGCAAAAGUAUAUUGAACGACCGCUGCUGAUCAAUGACAAUAAGUUUGACAUGCGACUCUAUGUGGUAUUGACCUCCAUUAACCCGCUACGCAUCUAUAUGUUCAAGGAUGGAUUAGCCAGAUUUGCUUCGGUCAAAUAUAGUUCGGAGUUAGGCAAUCUUGACGAGCGUUGCAUGCAUCUGACGAACUACAGUAUAAAUAAGUUUUCCCAAAAUUAUACUAAGAACGAGGAUUUCAAUGCAUGCCAAGGACACAAAUGGACGCUGCAGUCUUUGUGGUCCUGCCUCGAAAACCGUGGCGUUAACACAAAGCGCUUAUGGGCAACAUUACGUAAUCUGGUAAUCCGCGGCAUAGUUAGCGGAGAAUCAGGCUUGAAUCGUAUGUAUCGGCAGAAUGUUAAUUUCCGUUACAAUUGCUAUGAACUAUUCGGAUUUGAUGUGCUGCUCGAUGAGAAUUUAGUGCCUUGGCUGCUCGAAAUCAACAUUUCGCCAUCCCUACACUCUGAGCUGCCGCUCGAUUUGCAUGUGAAAGGCCCGUUAAUACAAGCCGUAUUAAAUACGGCACUGUAUCAGGUCCCGCCCAAACUGAAUGAACGCCAGCAGCAAGAGAUACUGGAGGAGCUGCAGAUGCAAGGACCGCUAGUACAUGAUAAACGUAUCUUUACCACCUGUCUAACAGCCGAAGAGGUGCGGAAGCAUAAUCAUUUUACCAGUCGCGCCAUUGAGUUUCGUGAAGAAUAUGUGGAUACUAUAUUAGACAAUUUGCUGCCAGAUGAUGUACGCUGCCUUAUUGUUGCCGAGGAUGAACUAGCACGCUGUAAGCCGCUGGAACGCGUCUUUCCAACUGUGGGCACACAUGUAUUUCUACCUUACUUUGAAAAUGCGCGCUACUAUAACCGGUUACUAGAUGCUUGGGAGACCAAGUACGCCAAGAAUCGUGAACAGGGUAUUGCAUUGUUGUCGCGCUUCUGCAAGGAUAAAUAUCAUUUGCAGGUCUCCGAAGCAGCCAUGGAGAAGGAACCAAAUGUAGCUCUUACUGAGAUAGAUAUGCUGCACGUGAAAAAGGAUGAAAUUCUAGACAAUCCAACAAAUUUACCCCUCAUUAAGGCAGCUGAAAGCAGCGACGCAGCUUUGCAAGCAGCCAUUGGGUACAAACCGGCAGCACAUCACUGACAACUUAAGACUGAACAUAAAUUCAAUAAGCUACUGCUUCAUCAACCCUAUUGUCUGUUUGUUGAUUCGUAAUGGUGCACAUGAUAACAGUAACCAUACUAACUCCAGU
Messenger RNA from Drosophila hydei, 3255 nucleotides. It is a transcript of the gene TTLL4B, whose product is annotated as tubulin polyglutamylase TTLL4. The transcript is spliced from 7 exons. The record is from RefSeq and is a predicted model, not a curated record. Gene Ontology annotation, molecular function: tubulin binding; tubulin-glutamic acid ligase activity. Gene Ontology annotation, cellular component: cilium. NCBI's taxonomy places the organism in Eukaryota, Metazoa, Arthropoda, Insecta, Diptera, Drosophilidae. The coding region runs from base 171 to 3146 and encodes 991 amino acids. Gene Ontology annotation, biological process: microtubule cytoskeleton organization; protein polyglutamylation.